Molecule: messenger RNA, 933 nt
Organism: Trichomonas vaginalis G3
Lineage: Eukaryota; Parabasalia; Trichomonadida; Trichomonadidae
Product: FAS-associated protein family
Exons: 1
Coding region: 1-933 (310 amino acids)
Cellular component (GO): endoplasmic reticulum
Molecular function (GO): ubiquitin binding
Source: RefSeq, a predicted model, not a curated record
AUGGAAGGUGACGCGCUGAUUGAGGAAAACAAAUUCACGGUUAUGGUUUUUUUGAAGAAACUCAAACAUAGAUUCCAAUUCGGUAGUCUACCAUUAGAAAAUGAACAUUAUAAUGUUCAUAAUGACUUCUCUGCUUCUUGGGGUUUUCAAUAUGAUUCUCACCCGGGUCCUAUUGAAGAAGCUCUUGUAGAUGCAAAGAAUUUGAAUCGCUCAUUAUUUAUCUUCAUAUACUGUCGUGAAAAUUUAGUGACCCAACGCGUAAUUAAUGUUUUAUCUUCAGAUUCAGUUUCACAAGAAAUGCAACGCAGCUUUUUAUUCUUACCUCUUGAUGUUACAACACCUGAUGGCAUUACUGUUGCAAACAUGCUUAAAUUCCACCAACUUCCUUUAAUCGCUUUAGUUCGUCCACGCGGAAAUACUCUCGCUUCAUCACAGGUAUUCGUACAGCAUGAGGGAUUGAUCGGUGAAUCGGUUUUACUUUCAUAUAUCAGAAUUGAGCAUAAUGAACCAGACAAUAACCAAACAGAAGUCGUAAACGACCAGGAUGCUGCCUAUCAAAGAGCUCUUGAACGCGAGGACGAAAGAAUAAGACAAGAAGAAAUGCAUCAAGAAGAAGAACAAAUGCAAGAAGAGAUGAGCCAUGUUCUUCAACAAUCAGUUGAUGACGCCUUUGCAGCUUUACCGCCUCCACCAACGACAGGAGAAAGAGUUAUUGUCAAAUUCCAGUUUCCAAACGCAGAUGCAAAUCAAACAAGAGCUUUUCCACGCGAUGGACCAAUUUCAAUGUUAUUUACAUUCGCUAGAAAGUUUGUUUUCCCAGAUGAAUUUGUUCUUAAAGCUGGAUUUCCACCUGCUGAACUUGAGGAAACAGAAACGCCUAUUUCUCAGACUAUACAAGAAAAACAAUUCGUUUGUUACGUUGAAAUUCAAUAA